Molecule: messenger RNA, 3904 nt
Organism: Nanorana parkeri
Lineage: Eukaryota; Metazoa; Chordata; Amphibia; Anura; Dicroglossidae
Product: prostaglandin F2 receptor negative regulator-like
Exons: 15
Source: RefSeq, a predicted model, not a curated record
AUGCUUGGUCCAAAGUGGAGGCCGCUCUCUGCGUAUCCUCAGCCUGGCUAUGGAGGCCGCUCUCUGCGUAUCCUCAGCCUGGCUAUGGAGGCCGCUCUCUGCGUAUCCUCAGCCUGGCUAUGGAGGCCGCUCUCUGCGUAUCCUCAGCCUGGCUAUGGAGGCCGCUCUCUGCGUAUCCUCAGCCUGGCUAUGGAGGCCGCUCUCUGCAGCUCGGGGGUCAGUCACACCCGCCGGCAACACAUUACGCUGCUCAUACCGCCAACGCUGGGGUGUGAUGAGAGUCGGAGUGGUGGGGUGACCUCUGCUCGGGGUGUGAUGAGAGUCGGAGUGGGCGAGGCGUCUGGCGCCGUGACAGCUUCUCAUGUGUCGGAUGUGCUGGGACUUGUCCGAGGUCAGCGUGCGAGCCGGGAGCUGUGCGUGCUACGGGAAGACUACGGCACGCCCGCCAGGUUAAGGAAAUCUCGGCGCGGCUCCGUUGUCGGGGGAAGGGUUAACUCGCCCCCGGGUUGGCGUAAUCUAUCCCAGAAUGCUCGGGGCUGCCGGCGAGCCGGGACACGUUCCCAUGAACAGAAGCCCUUUCAUCCGCCGAAGGGCGCCGAUUGGCUGCGGGUGACAUCACAGGCGGCGGCGAGGUCAUCUGUCUGCUCUCGUAACACCGGCCGUGACCUCGGGGAGAGUCUUCUGCAAUCAUUGCGGCGCCGGGUGGAGCGCGAGUGUUGUGGCGGUGAGAGCGACGCCGCCUUGUAUCAUCACGCCGCCAUCGAAAGUUCCGUCUCGUGGUUUGUGCCGCCUAGAGCGCGUCUGAUGCCGGCGCAGCGUUUUGGGUGGAGUGCCCCUUUUAUUCCCCUGCGUGGAAUCCGUACGUUUGGCGUUCCUCUUGUGCUCUGCUUGGCGCGCCCGGCCGGGGGGUUGAGACGCCGCUCCGCGCCGAGGAUCAUCGCUGACAGUUUCCUAAUUGAUGUGGAGAUUCUGAUCCUGUGUAAUUCGGAUCUCCCUCCGCCGACGCCGCACCGGGUGAUUGGUUACAAUGCUCUGCAGGCCUCUGUCCGGUUGCAGGUUACAAUGCUCUGCAGGCCACUGCCGGCGGCAGGUUGCAAUGCUCUGCGGGCCUCUGUCGAUGACAUUGAGAUGCUCUGCAGUCUAAGCCGAUAUGUGGCUCUUCAGGAGCCGCCAAUCAUCCACAGAGGAUCGGAGCUCUGCCUUAACCCCGCGUGCGCCGGCCUCAGUGUGGAGUCCUUACCUCGGAGUCAUGGGGGGGAGGGGGUUGCUGUGUGGAGCCGUAUUGUCCGCGUCCCCCCGGGUCCCCUCCUGCGGGUGGAAGGUACCGAUAUUGCCAUCUCCUGUAACGUCAGUGACUAUGAGGGCCCCAGAGACCAGAACUUUGAAUGGACGUUUUCCCCGGGUUCGGGCCCCGCGGUGGGGGUCCUCAGUACCUGGGAUGAAACCUUCACAGACCCCAAGCUUUCAGACCGGGUGAGCGCAGGCGGCAUCCAGCUCCAGAGAACGGGGAAUAGUGAGGUCCUCCUCCGGAUACGACAACUGAAGACCUCCGAUGAGGGUAACUACACCUGCUCCACUCCCAGCACCGACGCCACCGUCAGUGGGAACUAUGAGGACCACGUGCAGCUGAAAGUGAUCUCCGACACGCUGAGACUGCAGGGCCCGAAGGGUCGUACGACCAGCGCCCGCAACGUGACGGAAGGCGGGUCUUUCCAGCUGCAGUGCCAGGCGGGCGUCUCCGAAGCCGCAGCUCACACUCACCUGUCCCUGACCUGGGAGCGCCAGACAGCAGGCUCCGCCUCCGAGGUCCUGACACUGACCCACCUGGGGCGUUUCCAGCCCGGACCAGACUAUGCCGCCCGAUACGGCACCGGGGAAGUGCGGCUGGACACGGCCGGAACCGAUCAGUACCGGCUGGCUGUAGAUGGCGCCCUGUCAACGGAUGGAGGGGAAUACAGCUGUGUGGCCCAGACCUGGGUGCAGGGGCCCAACGGAUGGGAGAAGAUCCAGGAGAAGAAAGUGGGCGUGGCUCAGGUGGCGGUUCAGCCAAUGGAUCUGACGGUGACCCUGCCGGUGAAGGAGGUGAAGGUUCCGGAGGGGGAGCCCCUCGCCCUGUCCUGCCAGGUGUCUCGGGACUCCAAUGUUCCGGUGCUGAUCCAGGCACGCUGGUUCCGGUCUGACGGUGCAAACAGUCAGGAGGUGCUCGGUGGACCCGACCCAGAACCGUCCCCGGAGCGGACCGUCACCCGCAAGCUGGAGGUGCCCCAGGCCCGGCUCUCGGGGGAUUACACGUGUAUGACUCUUCCUACAUCCGACCUCCUGCCGGGCUGUGCGAUUAGCGCUCCUCGCCUCAGCGCCUCCAGUACCAAGCUGCAGAGGGAUGCCGCCAUCUUCUUACUCUCCGCUCUCUCUCUCUCCGCAGUGCCGGACCUCCAGGUGACGCUGAACGCCUCCGUUCUCCCCCAGAUGGCGGACGAGCCCACCGAGCUUCUGUGUCACAUGACUGCUCCGGGUGAGCCGCGGCUGUCCGCGUCCUGGUAUUUCACGCCGUCCCAGGCGCCGGACCCCGCCGCGGCCAUGUUGGUGGGCUCCAUGAACCAGGACUGGACCCUGCAGGCGGGAAGAUUUAUAGUUUCUGUUGACUUCGGACUCGCCGUGGCCGCCAGACCAAUGCAGACGGUGUCGGCGGCGGGAGGAACCUUCGAGAUGAUGUGCACGGUCCAGCCCAAGAAUAUCCCCUUCCCCCAGUACUCUGUGCAGGUCACACUGACACCCCCGGACUCCAGCCUGGCCCCCCUCAAUGUCCUCUCCCUGAACCGGGAGGGGGUGAUCCAUCGGAUGCAGUCCGCUGGGAGUCAUACCUUCCUGGAGAAAGGGAAGGAGGGCGUCUAUACCUUCCUGGAGAAAGGGAAGGAGGGCGUCUAUAUCUUCAGGCUGCACCAAGCACAGAACCACAACAGCGGAGCCUAUCGGUGCGCGAUCGUGGCCUGGACGCAGGGCGGGGGCGGAGCCUGGCGGAUGGUGGGGAAUCAGACCAGCAAUCCGGUACAGCUGGAGUUCCAGAAUUCAGACUUCGGACUCGCCGUGGCCGCCAGACCAAUGCAGACGGUGUCGGCGGCGGGAGGAACCUUCGAGAUGAUGUGCACGGUCCAGCCCAAGAAUAUCCCCUUCCCCCAGUACUCUGUGCAGGUCACACUGACACCCCCGGACUCCAGCCUGGCCCCCCUCAAUGUCCUCUCCCUGAACCGGGAGGGGGUGAUCCAUCGGAUGCAGUCCGCUGGGAGUCAUACCUUCCUGGAGAAAGGGAAGGAGGGCGUCUAUACCUUCCUGGAGAAAGGGAAGGAGGGCGUCUAUAUCUUCAGGCUGCACCAAGCACAGAACCACAACAGCGGAGCCUAUCGGUGCGCGAUCGUGGCCUGGACGCAGGGCGGGGGCGGAGCCUGGCGGAUGGUGGGGAAUCAGACCAGCAAUCCGGUACAGCUGGAGUUCCAGAAUUCAGGUCCCGUCUUCAAUGUGACGGCUCACUCGGACAGCUCCAGCGUUUACCUCGGCGAGAGAGCCGAAAUCUGGUGCAUCGUGACCAUUGACGGGCCGGCCGUGGUUCCAGCGGAUAUGGCCUUCGAGGUCUCCUGGUACGCCCAGAGACCGAGCGGCUCCGCCGUCUUCCUGGCCUUGAUGGAUCGCGCGUCUCUGGUCCGGCACGGGCGCAGGAACAGCACCAGUGAGGUGUCCAUGGAGCGGAUCAGCGACAUGGAGUACAGGCUGCGGGUGUACGGCUGUGAGGAGGAAGAUGCCGGCGGCCAUUACUGUACGGUGACCCCCUGGGUGAGGACCGGCGAGGGCGGCUGGAGCAGGCAGGAGACUCUGACGUCUUCCCGGGUGGCCAUCAACAUCAAGAUGCAUU